Molecule: messenger RNA, 1239 nt
Organism: Striga asiatica
Lineage: Eukaryota; Viridiplantae; Streptophyta; Magnoliopsida; Lamiales; Orobanchaceae
Source: the annotation of a GenBank genome assembly
AUGACUCCACAAGACUCUUGUCUGAAGAAGCUACUUUUUCUCUAUGUUUUCUCACUCCUUUUCAUCACUCCACCCCUCAUUUCUGCCAAUCAUCACCAAAAUCAGCCAAAGAGAAGUCUACUGGAUUUGGAAGAAAAGGAAGAUCCGCCAAUCCCCAACAAGGUAAAAAAACCUUCCACCAACAACAACGAAACCAAGCUCCUCAAGCCCACAUCCAAUUCAUCCAAGAACCAAACCAAGCCCAUCAAGAUCUCCUCUGAUUCCUCCUCCAAGUCCAACAAGACAAAGCCCAUCAAGACGAGCCCAACGGAAAACCCUGCGCCGGCCACCGCCAAAUCGCAGCUCAAGAAACUCAACACCACCUCCAAAUCGAAUUCAACUUCUCUCCCAACCAAGAAAACCUCAGAUCUAUCCUCACCCAAGAACAAAACCUCCAAGCAAACCACUACCAACAAAGAGACAAAAGCCCAUCUGGAAAUCACUCGACCCAAAUCUGACAAGGCCCAGAAAAAUCAGCCCAAUAAGGCCCAGAAAAAGCAGCCCAGCUGGAUCGAUGACGACGACGAUGACGAUUUGGUCGCCGGAUUUAGGGAUCUCCCAACGAAAUUCCAAGAAUCAAUCGUCCCAGAUUUAGAAAGAAUCUCAAAAACAUCCCAAAUUUACCUCAACAAAUACAACAAAGAGUUCACAAAGGGAUUUAAGCCUUAUUUCGGCACCAAAUAUGCUUCCGCCAUAGCCUCUCUAGUGUCCUUCGCUUUCGUUUUGAUCCCCUUGAUUAUCGUCUCCCUCAUUUUCAGCAAAAUCAAAGCUUAUUUUUCGCUUCAAAAGCUCUUGAUUUUUGUCCAGGCUUAUUUAGCUAUUUAUUUCACCAUCCUCUGCUUGUCCGCCUUGGCCACGGGGCUCGAGCCGCUGAGGUUUUUCUUCGCUACUUCGCGGUCCACCUACGUGGGCGUGCAGGUGCUGCAGACGCUGGCGUAUGUGUUGUACCUGCUGAUUCUGUUGAUGUACCUCAUUCUGGUGUUUUCUACCGAAACCGGGCUGGCGACGAAGGCGUUGGGCCUGGGCCAGACGCUCGUGGGCUUCGCGGUUGGGCUUCAUUACUACAUGACGGUGUUUCACAGGGCCGUGCUGCACCAGCCGCCCAAGAGUAGUUGGCGGGUGCACGCGCUCUAUGCCACGUGUUUCCUUGUGAUUUGUCUAUUGGUAUUGGAGCUGCUUUUGAAGCUUUUUAGAUUGUGA